AUGUUGUUCGACCUCUCCAGGACCUGCCUGACCCUCUUCGUGGUCGCGUGCGCCGUGCUCGGGGUCCAGGGGAAGCUGCAACCGAUCAAACCAGGGUGCAGAUACGAGGGGCGGCGGUACCAGGAAGGGGAGGCCGUCGCCACGUCGGAGGCCUGUCUCCAGUGCCAAUGCCUCGACGGCUCGCUGCGAUGUCGUCUUCGAGUCUGUCCACGUUUCCCGAAUCCGCCGCCCUCGGGAUGUCACGCGCGAUCCCUGGGAGAGAAUUUCUGCUGUGCGGAGCUGGUCUGCGGGAAGUCACGCGACCUCGAUGCUUCUCGCAGAACGGACGACACUACCGAGGAUAACGGCUGCUUUUACGACGGCGUCCAUUACGGUCCCGGCUCCGCCAUGAUGGGAGCGAGACGAUGCGAGUACUGCUACUGCAUUUUCGGAACUCGGAGGUGCAUCCGCCCGAAAUGUCUCCUACCGCUUCCGGGAUGCACUCCACUCUACACUCCACAUUCUUGCUGUCCCGUCUCCUACAAUUGCACCCAUGCCGACGCCUCGACUUCGCUGGCCUCCACUCCCGGAAAUGGAUGCCGAUUGGGGGAGCGGUUCUACGAGGAGGGCGAAAUGGUACGCGAUAUCGCUACGAAGGCUGCAUGCGACAACUGCUUUUGUGCAAUGGGAUCCGUGCGAUGCGUGCCCCUCGCCUGUGCACCGCCUCUUCACGGUUGUACGCCGAUCGUGCGCGAAGGACAAUGCUGCCCAUCGACCUACAACUGCAGUGGCAGCAUCGAGGUCAAAGCCACGCAGAAUUACGCGUCCUACGCGUUCAUCAGCAAGGACUACGCGAAAUUCAGGAAGGAGACCAACUUCUUCGCCGUGGAAGAGAAUUCCACCACCGCCGUCGAGGGUCGAGGUCACCGGGUGGUGGACAGGAACGUCUCCAGGGUGGACAACCGGACUACCACGGCGCGCUGGAGCACGACCCUUGAAGAGUCCUCCACCUUCACCUCCGACCUGACCUCGGCGACGUCGCUCUUCGAAACCGAGACCAUGGACAACGAAAUCCUCCCGGAGACCACCUUCUUGGAGAACCUGAAGACCACCGCGACCCUCGUCAGCCGCACCGAGUCGACGACUUCUGCGGAGGCGACGAGUCUUGACGGAUCGACCGCGCCGGACGCUUCCGAGUCUGCAACUCCGUUAAUGGAUUCGACGGACACCUCGACGGCCACGGACGUGACCACUGAUUCCACGGAGCCGACCGUCCUCGAGGAGAGGCUGGGCAUCGAGUUUGCCGAAAAUUACGCUGAGAAUGGCACCUCUUCGGCAAGUCCUUCGGGGUCCACUUCGGGGUCCACUUCGGGGUCCACUUCGGCCUCGCCGGUCGCCAACGGGUCCGACUCGGAGAAGGACACCGGUUCGCAGGACCUGUCCCUGGUGUCCAUCAAAGGUCCUGCGACCGGUUCUCCCACGACCAUUGUCAUUCCCGACGAUGUUCUGGUCAUGAACGUUACCGUCAGGACCAACGUCUCGGUGGGUAGCCUCCACGGAGUGACCAUCAAUCCGAUAAGGUCCAUCUCGGCGGAUGUGGAGGCCAUCUUGAACAUAACUCAUCGCGAGAAAGGGGAAGAUUAUGACUUCGAUUACAGCGAGCCAACUUUGCCUCCGUCUUUGCCGAACGUUAGGAUAAUACCGUUCGUCGCUGCCGAUGCUCUGGUUAAGGACGAUAAGGAGAUACCCUCUGCCGUGACCGGGUACUCUUCAGGGUCCGUGGGGUUGGCUCCAGAAUUGCAUCCUACGGAUAGUUCCAAUUUUUAUAACGUCCCUACCCAAGCCAAUCGAUUUAGUCCUCCUGUGGAAACCGAGGGUGGUUUCGUUCCAAGGCAACCGCCAUACUUCGAGGCACCUUUCCAUUCCACCGCUCUUAAUCUGGAAAUUGGCACCGGGGUUACGGUUUUGCCCGAUACGAAUACAAACCCCCAUAGGAAGGAGGACCGCUUGAACAGCGAUUGUCUCUUCGAGAACCGGAAGUACCAUCACGGGGCUAUCUUGCCGAACGAUAAUGGAUGCAUCAUCUGCUUUUGCUACAACGGCGAGGUAGCUUGCUCCGAGAAAUGUCCGCCUCUAAAAAUCGGAUGCACGAGGAUCGCCAGCGAUAAGGGAUGCUGCGGCGAGGUCGUGUGUGUUCAUGCCGAAGAGUCGCCAACGGUGGUGCUGGACCGAGCGGAUGCAGCUGCGUCGUCCCAGCGACAGCCCAUUGCCGCCGUCGACGGCGUCGCGUCUCCGGAUCCAUUUCGAGACGUCAUCAAGACGGAGCCGGCUCCCGACCUGCCGUCCCUGAUCGAGGACAUGAUACCUUAUCUGGUGGAGCAUGGGAUUUCGACGCCCACGCCGACGACACCUAUGACGACGUCCUCCACGAGGGACGUGGAAGGAUUCGAGACGAACCACCGGCAGGAUUUCGUGGACUUCAUGGAGGAGAUCCCUCUGAUCCAUGGUCCUCCUUAUGAGUACCUUGAAGAGGGCCUGCAGACCAUCUCGGGGCAGAAGGAGGGACCCUACUUCGUCGUGGAGGGUAAAAACCCUGAGCCAGUAAAGUACUACCCUGAAGACGUCGAAAAAAAAGACCCGAUGCACUUUGCGAAGGACCCUUUUGGGGGUGAAAAAGAGAUGAACGCUUCAGAGUACUCCUAUAACGCCUACAACAAGGAGAAUUUGACCAGGCCGAACCACGCCUCUCCUGGAUUGGUACCCUCAAAUGGGUCAGAGUCCAUCUCUUCGGCUUCAAAAAGUGGUCCCACUAAUUGCACCUCCGUACCCGAGCAGGUCAUGAACGGUUCCUUGUUCCGCGACCAGGGCCAAAAGGAAGGAGGGUCGACUUCGGAGGAACUCUUCAAGGUACCGGAAAAAUCCGGUGACGGGUCCUUGCUCUCCUUCGACAAGGUUCUGGACCUCUUGUUCUCUGGAUCGACCACCUUGAAGUCUAUGGUCGCAGGAAAGGGACCCUCCAAGACUUCUUCCUCGGCGUCUCCUCUGAUACAGGUCACCAGCAUCUCGCCUGGUCCCGGGGUCGCAGGUUCGACGGAUGAUACCGUGGUUGCCAAAAAUGUCCCUAAUACGUCCGAGUCCCUAGAUAGGAAUAAAAUCUGGGAGGCUGCUAUCGGGACCAGCUCCACGUCCAAGACGAAGGUCAUGGAGAACGAGAUACCUCCGGCUGUGGGCAGUUUGCUGAAACUGGCGGGUUGCAAUAUUUACGGUAGAAUGUACCGAGUCGGACGCAUCAUCACGGAACUGUCAGGACCCUGUUUGGAGUGCAGGUGCACGGAAAUUGGAGUACAGUGCAAACAGCUCAAGUGCUGAUCGUCCCCAGGGUACGACACGUCCAGGAACACUUCCCUGUUGCCUGACUUGCCAGGAUAUCGUGGUGGCGGGAUUUUCCCGUGUAAUGACGAUUAAGGAAAUUGUUCAUCGGUUCAAUGCAAGCGCAUACAUGUCGCGGCCUUCUAUUGGCGCUCUAGGAACCCCAGGGACCCUAGGGAAUGCCGGGACACGGAGAGUACCCGAUACGUUCCGCCUGAAAUCCCCAGAGAAUUUAUUAUCGGAUUUAAACGAUGAUGUGGUGGUUAUGAAUGGAAACGUCAGUGGAAAAUUAGUGGAAAUGACGGUUAUUAAUUAAUUAUCCGAAAAAUAUUGCUAAUUAACGGUAUCUAAAUCGUAGAGUAAACGUGGAAGAGGAUAUAAGGAUAUCGUUAGUGCUAGGUUUAGGCUUAAGAACGAUCUCAAUAGAAUUCAAUUUUACCUAGGUAAAUGCAUUCGACGUAAGUCCAGCUCUCACAAUGUACCAGGUGCAUCGGGGAGCAAUGAAAUUCCACAUAGAUUUAAUUCGUUGAGAACCAGUCAAGAGGCCACACACGGAAGCACACCGUAGAAUACGGCAAUAUGGAAACCUAGAAGUACAUAGAAUCAUAGAAGCACGCGCCGUAUACCUUACCUAUUGAUUUAGGAAAUUUUCACCGGGGGGCAAGUUUUGAAUUUUCUGUUCCAUGAGAUGCAGGUAAUUCCGUAAUUGUUCACCCGUCCCAUAGAAUUUAGAAUUAAUUUCAAUUCAUUUAACGUGCGCUCGACUGAAAUACGAGCGUGUAAAGUUGCGAGGCGAGUCGUCUUCCCGGGAGGCAGAAACCGCCCCGGGAGGCUGUCUCGUCCACCGAAAUUAAUGAAUUCGGCGCCCAUUCGAUUUGUUCAAUUCGCGUCUUAAGCUAACGAUCGGUUAAAUACAGUUUAACGGGCGUCCCAUUGAAUUACGAGGAUGUAAAGUCCCGAGUCGAGGGCUCGGCGUCCCGGGCGAAGUAGUAAACGCGACGGAGCGCUCUCUCACUUCCGGAAAUCGCUGAUUGCACGCAGUAUUCAAUUUGUUCGAUCGGCCCGCCGAGCUCGCGAUCAUUUAUACACAACAUAACGCGCGCGUCGAGUGAAAUACGAGCGCGUAAAAGCGUCGAACCAGCGUCCCGCCAUUACGGGCAAAGUAAAAAACGCCGCGGGACGCUCUUAAGCCGGGAAAAAUGGCCGAAUUCACCAGUAUUCGGUUUGUUCAUUCGUGUCCUUACGGGGGCGAUCAUUUUUCUGGAUUUAAACGCGCGCCCGGCUGAAAUACGACCGUGUAAAGUCUCGAGACGACGCGUCCCCCCCAUUAUGGGCGUAGCACUAAAGGCGUCCAUUUUGGAGACUCUUUAAUCAAGGUUAGGCGAUAAGAUAAAAGCCCUCGCUUCGAAUGCCGCAAAGAGGCUUAUACUAUACGUUCGACAAUAAACGUUUAUAUCUUUUA
Messenger RNA from Orussus abietinus, 4810 nucleotides. RefSeq lists its product as uncharacterized. Gene Ontology annotation, molecular function: protein binding. NCBI's taxonomy places the organism in Eukaryota, Metazoa, Arthropoda, Insecta, Hymenoptera, Orussidae. Bases 1 to 3348 code for a protein of 1115 amino acids. The record is from RefSeq and is a predicted model, not a curated record. The transcript is spliced from 13 exons.